AUGGCUCUGUGUGUUACGACCCGAUACACAACCAAACAGCAGCUUCCCCCUCCCGCGUCGCCUCCUCCUCCCUCUCACCAGAGAAGGAGGAGGUCAGAGUGUGAGGAAGAGGAGGUCAGAGUGUGUGGAGGAGAAGGAGGAGGUCAGAGUGUGUGGAGGAGGAGGAGGAGGUCAGAGUGUGUAAGGAGGAGGUGGUCAGAGUGUGUGGAGGAGGAGGUCAGAGUGUGUGGAGGAGAAGGAGGAGGUCAGUGUGUAGAGGAGGAGAAGGAGGAGUGUGAGGAGGAGGAGGAGGAGGUCAGAGUGUGUGGAGGAGAAGGAGGUCAGAGUGUGAGGAGGAGAAGGAGGAGGUCAGAGUGUGAGGAGGAGGAGGUCAGAGUGUGUGGAGGAGGAGGUCAGAGUGUGAGGAGGAGAAGGUCAGAGUGUGUGGAGGAGAAGGAGGAGGUCAGUGUGUAG
Knipowitschia caucasica is the source of this 453-nucleotide messenger RNA. Lineage: Eukaryota; Metazoa; Chordata; Actinopteri; Gobiiformes; Gobiidae. The record is from the annotation of a GenBank genome assembly.